This is a messenger RNA of Kuraishia capsulata CBS 1993, 1197 nucleotides long. RefSeq lists its product as uncharacterized. The coding region runs from base 1 to 1197 and encodes 398 amino acids. NCBI's taxonomy places the organism in Eukaryota, Fungi, Ascomycota, Pichiomycetes, Pichiales, Pichiaceae. The record is from RefSeq and is a predicted model, not a curated record. Gene Ontology annotation, molecular function: phosphatidylinositol-4,5-bisphosphate 5-phosphatase activity. Gene Ontology annotation, biological process: phosphatidylinositol dephosphorylation. The transcript has a single exon.
AUGUCCAAGAAAACAUCAAUUCCUAUCUUCCUGUUUACAUUCAAUUGUGCAAAAACCAAUCAAGCCACACAGGAUUUGGAGGACGCACUGGGAAGAGCGUAUCCCCAGGCCCAUCCCCCACCGUCUUUACUGGUGUUCGGGUUCCAGGAGAUCUGCUCCGUUAUUGAUUCCACCUCGUAUGCUACCGUUAAUCAGCAUGUGAUUCAGAUGAAUGAUUUUCUUCUCGGGAGUCUCAGUGCGAGAUAUGGCUCCGAUUACAGUUUUAGUACGGUGGGUAUAAACCAUACUGGCUCUGUAGCACUGAUAGUGAUAACCCCAUACCCCAGCAAAGUAUCUCAGGUGAAAACCGCCAACAUGUCCUGCGGAAGACUUUUGUCAAGCACCAAAGGUGGGGCUGGUGUCAGACUCAAGCUUCGGGUCAAAGAAUCGGAAAACCCGGUGGGGUUCACCUUCGUGGCUGCCCAUUUCAUGGCAGCAGAGGGUGAGAAGUAUCUACUCAGGAGAAACCAAAACUACCUGACUUUGUUGCAAGGAAUGGAUUUUGGAGAUGGAUUUGGCGUUAUAAAGCCCCGGUUCCACUGUUUCUUCAUGGGCGAUCUCAAUUACAGAGCCUCGGGUGGGUUUCACGGAAAGCAUAGACCUUCCUCGAGAGCCUCGGAGUCGGAGCGACUCAUCUCUGAUUUCGAAUCCACAGACGAAUUGAGCAUCUACAGAACGGCCGGCGAGGUCUUUUGGGGAUUUGAAGAGCCUCCGGUCACGUUCAAGCCAACCUACAAGUUCAAGGUUGGAACCUCUGAAUAUACAUCCAAAAGGGUUCCUUCGUGGUGCGACCGCAUUCUGUACCAGAACUACACAGAGGAGUAUCACGAUACCACCGAACCACUCGAACGAGUACUGGAGUACAAUUCCAUACCAUCUCUGAAGACGUCAGAUCACAUUCCUGUUUAUCUCAACAUUGAAGUUCCCACCGACCCACCAUUGAGCAUAGUGAAUAACAGAGGAUACCUGAUAGAUGCCAGUGGUAUCAGCGUUGAUAACAUCUAUCUGAAACCAACCAAGCUGACGUCUUAUUACUCGAAAUUUGGCAUUGCGACCGAUGUGGUCUUCCGCGCGGUAUUAUUGGGUCUUCUGACAAAUACUGGAAGGAUAGUACUGGCUGUUUUGGUGUUGUUUUUAGUAUGGGUUUUUCGUUUCUGA